Solea senegalensis (Senegalese sole) is the source of this 614-nucleotide messenger RNA. Its product is annotated as high-affinity choline transporter 1-like. The transcript is spliced from 3 exons. Bases 108 to 614 code for a protein of 168 amino acids. Gene Ontology annotation, biological process: acetylcholine biosynthetic process; transmembrane transport; choline transport. Gene Ontology annotation, molecular function: choline:sodium symporter activity. The record is from RefSeq and is a predicted model, not a curated record. NCBI's taxonomy places the organism in Eukaryota, Metazoa, Chordata, Actinopteri, Pleuronectiformes, Soleidae. Gene Ontology annotation, cellular component: plasma membrane.
UGUUGAGUCCACAGCAGCAGCAGCAGCAGCAGCAGAAGAGGAAGAUUGUGACCCCGUCUGUGACCCCGUCUGUGACCCCGUCUGUGACCCCGUCUGUGAGCGUUGUCAUGGCGGUGAACGUGGCCGGUGUCGUCGUCAUGGUGAUGUUUUAUCUGCUGGUUCUCGGCGUCGGUGUUUGGGCUUCAGUGAAAUCUCAGCGAGAGGCAAAGAAAAACCGAGGAGACAAAACUGAGAUGAUUCUGCUGGGAAACCGAGGAAUUAACCUGCUGGUCGGCACGUUCACCAUGACAGCCACAUGGGUUGGUGGUGGAUUCAUCGUGGGAACAGCAGAGGCCGUGUAUAAUCCGUCCAUGGGUCUAAUCUGGGCCGUGAUGCCCAUCACAGCCACCAUGUGUUUCAUCAUCGGAGGUCUUUUCUUCGCUGAGCCCAUGAGGAAAAACAAAUACGUGACAAUGAUGGAUCCGUUCCAGACUAAAUAUGGAAAAAUACCAACAGCUGCUCUGUCACUGGCCAGUCUAAUCUCAGAGAUUAUGUGGGUGACAGGAACUCUGAUAGGAUUAGGUAAGACUGUGUGUGUGUGUGUGUGUGUGUGUGUGAUAGCAGCUCUUUGCUGA